GCCGCGCCGCGCGCCGCUCCCGCCCCGCCCGCAACGGCGAUGACCGCCGAGGAGAUGAAGGCGGCGGACCGCGGGGCGCAGGCGGCGCCGCCGCCCCCCGAGGGGGUGGACAUCAGCCCCAAGCGGGACGGGGGCGUGCUGAAGGUCAUCAAGCGAGAGGGCACCGGCACAGACACACCCAUGAUUGGGGACCACGUCUUUGUCCACUAUACCGGGUGGCUGCUCGACGGCACCAAGUUCGACUCCAGCCUGGACCGCAAGGACAAGUUCUCCUUCGACCUGGGGAAGGGGGAAGUCAUCAAGGCCUGGGACGUCGCCGUGGCGACCAUGAAGGUGGGGGAGGUGUGCCGCAUCACCUGCAAGCCCGAGUAUGCCUACGGCUCGGCGGGCAGCCCGCCCAAGAUCCCGCCCAACGCCACGCUCGUGUUCGAGGUGGAGUUGUUUAGCUUCAAGGGGGAGGACCUGUCUGAAGAGGAGGACGGGGGCAUCAUCCGCAGGAUCCGGGUCCGGGGCGAGGGCUACGCCAGGCCCAACGAGGGCGCCAUCGUGGAGGUCGCGCUGGAAGGGUUCUGCGAGCAGCGGCUGUUUGACCAGCGGGAGCUGCGCUUCGAGGUGGGCGAGGGGGAGAGUCUGGACCUGCCCUGCGGGCUGGAGCGGGUCAUCCAGCGCAUGGAGAAGGGGGAGCGCGCCGUCGUGUACCUCAAGCCCAGCUACGGCUUCGGCAGCGCGGGGAAGGAAAAGUUCCAGGUCCCCCCGCAGGCUGAGCUCGUUUACGAGAUCCACCUCAAGAACUUUGAGAAGGCCAAGGAGUCCUGGGAGAUGAGCUCCGAGGAGAAGCUGGAGCAGAGCGCCAUCGCCAAGGAGCGGGGUGCCGUCUACUUCAAGGACGGCAAGUACAAGCAGGCGCUGCUGCAGUACAAGAAGAUCGUGUCGUGGCUGGAGUCCGAGUCGAGCUUCUCGGGCGAGGAGCUGCAGAAAGCCUCCCCGCUGCGGCUGGCCUCCCACCUCAACCUGGCCGUGUGCCACCUGAAGCUGCGGGCCUUCGCCGCCGCCAUCGACAGCUGCAACAAGGCCCUGGAGCUGGACGGCAAGAACGAGAAGGGCCUCUUCCGCCGGGGGGAGGCGCACUUGGCCGUCAAUGACUUUGACCUGGCACGGGCUGACUUCCAGAAGGUUCUGCAGUUCUACCCCAGCAACAAGGCUGCCAAGACCCAGCUGGCCGUUUGCCAGCAGCGGAUCCGCAAGCAGCUGGCCCGGGAGAAGAGGCUCUACGCCAACAUGUUUGAGAGGCUGGCGGAGGAGGAGUGCAAGGGCCAGGCGGCUUCGGGGAACCACCCGGCCGACGCGGAGAUGAAGGAGGAGAGGAGCGAGGCGGCGGGAAGCCAGUGUCAGAUGGAGACGGAAGCGUAGCCCCGCCCUGAAGACACCCGAGCCUUUGGAGAGGAUCGAGACCUUUAUUUUUCUAUCUGGUUGUUGGGUUGGCUCUGGGAGGGCGGGGACAGGCUGUCGGGGAGAGCCGAGGGGGUGCCCCUGUCGCCCUCACCCGCCCCUCGCUACGGGUCAGGAUGGUAAUUUAUUCUGCUUCCUGUGUGGUCUUGGGGAAGGGGCGAGAUGGCGGGGUGAGCAGCAGGGUAUAGAGGGGGAGCCCUGAGCAGGGUGCUAGGGUUGUGCCCGCUACCUCUUCCCCUCCGCGCCCGGCGUCGGGGUGGCCGCUGGGCCCUGUUCCCGGGUCUCCCCGCCCUCGGCCUCUGCUCACGGCUGGAGGCCCAGGUGCCCCUCGAGCCCUGUGCUUGAGCAAUAAAGAGGAGGAGCAAGCUGAGUG
Molecule: messenger RNA, 1822 nt
Organism: Perognathus longimembris pacificus (Pacific pocket mouse)
Lineage: Eukaryota; Metazoa; Chordata; Mammalia; Rodentia; Heteromyidae
Gene: Fkbp4
Product: FKBP prolyl isomerase 4
Exons: 11
Coding region: 40-1410 (456 amino acids)
Molecular function (GO): protein binding; peptidyl-prolyl cis-trans isomerase activity
Source: RefSeq, a predicted model, not a curated record